CCGACCGAGAUGACGUUUGACUGUCAAAAGUAAGUAAUCUGCUCUCCACCAGAGGCGCGCCAGUUGCGACAUUUUUCUAUUGUCUCUGAUUUAGUUUGGCAUUUUGGCAUUACGGCUACGCAUUACAAGACAAGCUUCAGACCGACGCGUCAUCUGCGUCGGCUUUUAUUUAAUUUUAUAAUUUUAGUGACAAAGAAAAUUGUGAUAAGUGUGAUUUUAUACACGUCUCGGUGAUAUACAUUAGAUUUAAGACUUGUUAUGUGGUUGUUGAGCUGUGGAAAACUUAAUGAGCUUACCUUGCCUGCAGUGCGUGCCAAGAGCCCCCGAGUCCCAGCCAUUAGAUUGAGUGGAGUGCCCCCUGUCUGCCCACACGUAGCCCCGCCGCCACUAUUCCGCGCGACACGGACACUUCCAGCAUGGAACUGGAGAAAGCCCCCGCUCUCCAUGAGGAGGACUCAAAAGUCACCCUCACCAUCAGACUGAUUAUGCAGGGGAAGGAAGUUGGCAGUAUUAUUGGCAAAAAGGGAGAAAUUGUCAAAAGGUUUAGAGAAGAAUCAGGAGCAAAAAUCAAUAUAUCAGAUGGAUCGUGCCCAGAGCGCAUCGUCACAGUCACUGGCAACACAAGCGCUAUAUUCAAAGCAUUCACACUCAUAUGCAAGAAAUUUGAAGAGUGGUGCUCCCAGUUCAAUGAAGGCGGCGGCGGCGGGUCCCGCGCGCCCAUCACGCUGCGGCUCAUCGUGCCUGCGUCGCAGUGCGGCUCGCUCAUCGGCAAGGGCGGCUCCAAGAUCAAGGAGAUCCGGGACGUGACCGGCGCUAACAUACAGGUGGCGAGUGAAAUGUUGCCCAACUCGACAGAAAGAGCCGUGACCAUCAGCGGGACAUGCGACGCCAUCACACAAUGCAUUUAUCACAUCUGCUGCGUCAUGCUAGAGAGUCCGCCUAAAGGUGCCACAAUCCCAUACAGGCCGAAGCCGAACGUGGCCGGGCCGGUCAUUCUGGCGGGAGGGCAGGCUUACACCAUCCAAGGAAACUAUGCCGUGCCUGCACAAGACGCGGUGUGCGCGCCGGUGUUCCCCCUGCUGGAAGUCAAGCCGCCGCUCGUGGGCGCGCUGCCGCCGCACCACCUGCUGCCCGCGCCGCAGCUGCACGAACACCACCUCAUGGGAGGCCUCGCCAAGUCGCCGCUGGCCGGCCUCGCGGCGCUGGGGCUGGGCGGCCUCGCGCCUUCCAACACCGGGGGCCUCAACCCGGCAGCACUGGCAGCGCUGGCGGGCUCGCAACUCCGCACGUCCAACCAGUCGCGCAACCAGCCCGCCACCAACCAGCAGUCGCACGAGAUGACCGUGCCCAACGAGCUCAUCGGGUGCAUCAUUGGAAAGGGCGGCACCAAGAUCGCGGAGAUCCGGCAGAUCUCGGGCGCCAUGAUCCGGAUAUCCAACUGCGAGGAGCGCGAAGGCGGCAGCACGGACCGCACCAUCACCAUCUCCGGCAACCCUGACUCAGUGGCGCUGGCCCAGUAUCUCAUCAACAUGAGUGUGGAGCUUCAGAAGGCGAAUCUAGAGGGCUCGGGCAGCGGCGCCGGGUCCAGCUCCAGCCCGCUCGCGUCUGCCAUCCCGCUCGCACAGCUGCUCACCAAGAGUGGCGCGCUCGGCGCGCUUAACAGCCUCUCCGCGCUUGGCGGCCUCACCGACCUGCUGGCCGGCUCCCCGCAGCCCGUGCAGACCACUGGCGUGCACCGCACACACAAACCCUUCAACCGCCGCAGCGACGACGAGACCCCCACCAAGACGUCCAAAGAGCGGAACAAAUAUAACCCCUAUUAGAGUUGUCUUGC
Cydia amplana is the source of this 1834-nucleotide messenger RNA. It is a transcript of the gene mub, whose product is annotated as poly(rC)-binding protein 3. Gene Ontology annotation, biological process: regulation of gene expression; regulation of RNA metabolic process. The record is from RefSeq and is a predicted model, not a curated record. NCBI's taxonomy places the organism in Eukaryota, Metazoa, Arthropoda, Insecta, Lepidoptera, Tortricidae. Gene Ontology annotation, cellular component: nucleus; cytoplasm. The transcript has 12 exons. Bases 417 to 1823 code for a protein of 468 amino acids. Gene Ontology annotation, molecular function: mRNA binding.